This is a messenger RNA of Cuscuta europaea, 2309 nucleotides long. Lineage: Eukaryota; Viridiplantae; Streptophyta; Magnoliopsida; Solanales; Convolvulaceae. The record is from the annotation of a GenBank genome assembly.
AUGACAUGCAGCGGAGUAUACCCGCCAAAACCCAAGCCUCCUCCUCAUCAUUUCUGAAUCUGCAGUUGUCAAAACGUUUUUUUUCUUCUCCUCAUUAUUUUUCCACCAAACCCAUUUACUAUCUCAAAGUUUGCACUCUUCCCACGCUAAACCUUUUCUCUCUCCAAUUUCUGUGCAUUUCUUCAUAUCCGGGAGGAGGGAGAACUAUGGACACGGAUCAAGAUGGGUUGAAAACUUGCGUUGUUUUGGGAGGGCGAGGUUUCGUUGGCCGAUCGCUGGUCGGAAGGCUGUUGCGUCUCGGCAAAUGGAUCGUCCGAGUUGCGGAUUCAUCUGUAUCCCUCGACCUCGACCACGCCGAGUUUGAAGCUGACUCGCUUCUCUCCCAAGCCCUCGCCUCCGGCCGUGCCUCUUACCAUCGCGUCGAUCUUCGCGAUAAAUCACAGAUCAUCAAAGCUAUUGAAGGUGUGACAGUUGUUUUCUGUAUGGAUAUUAUGGAUUCACACCCUCCUGAUUUGUUCUUCUGCUAUGCAGUCAUCGUUCAAGGAGUGAAAAAUGUCAUCCGGGCAUGUCAGGAUUGUAAAGUCAAACAACUUAUAUACAACAGUUGUGCUGAUGUUGUGUUCGAAAAGGGACGUGAUAUUGAAAAUGGUGAAGAGUCCGUGCCUUAUGCCGGUAAAUUUGAGAACAUGUUGACUGAUCUUAAGGCUCAAGCUGAAGCUCUUGUCUUAAAUGCUAACAAUGUUGAUGGCCUUCUUACAUGUUCACUUCGUCCUAGCUAUGUUUUUGGACCAGGCGAUAAAAAGCUUUUGCCAAUGAUUGUGAAGAUGGCAAAGUCAUGUUGGGUUAAGUUUAUUAUAGGGAGUGGCAAUAAUGUAUUGGACUUCACCUAUGUGGAAAAUCUAGCCCAUGCCCAUAUCUGUGCUGAAGAAGCUCUAAAUUCUAAGAUGACUCUUGUAGCUGGCAAGGCCUUCUUCAUCAAUAAUCUUGAGCCCAUGAAAUUCUCAUCAUUUGCAUCUCUGGUCCUGGAGGGAUUGGGGUAUCAAAGGCCAAUGUUUAAGCUUCCGUCUAGUAUGGUUGAAUACAUUCUUUCUGUUGUAAAAAGAAUCCAUUCAAAGAUAAACAGUGGGAAGCUUGAUGACUAUGUGUCAGUUUACAAUUUUUUUGACUUAGCCUUGUGCAGCAGGACAUUUAACUGCUCUGCAUCACAGAAGUAUUUAAGAUACUCACGAAUUGUUCCAAUGGAAGAAGCAAUUACAUUGACUGUGAAGUCUUCAUCUCAUUUAGCCAAGGACUCCUUUUUUGCAAGGUAUGCUGACCACGAUGAAGAAACAAAGGUGCAUAAACUGUUAGGAGGUGGAAAAGUUGCAGAAGUUUUACUUUGGAGAGAUGAGAAGGUGUCGUUUGCUCAUUUUCUGUUAUGUUUUGUGAUCUACUACUGGUUUUUCCUGUCUGGGAGAACUUUUGUUUCAUCUCUUGCCAUUCUUUGGCUGCUAAUUGCUGCUAUGCUUUGUGGGUACAGCAUGUUGCCACCAGUUGUAUAUGGGGUCACUGUUCCAAGAAUAUCAUGGUCUUGUUUUGAGAUUUCUGAAGUGGAUAUGAGAAACUGUGUUUCAACAAUAGGCAAUAUGUGGAAUCGAAUGAAUCAUGGAACAAGGUUGCUGGCUCAAGGAGAAGACUGGUGUACUUUUCUUAAGGUGGCAGGGUGUCUGUACUGUUUAAGGCUGAUUGCUUCACUUACAUUGGCCGGUUCCCUUGCCACAGCCCUAGUUGCGGCGUUCUCAGUUUUCUUCAUUUAUGAGCAAUAUGAGACUGAAGUUGAUGCAAUGUGCCAUGUCUUGUUCAGCUAUGGGAUGAGUGGCCUUUCAUUUUUGUCGCAGAACUUGCCAAUGCCCUUGGGGUCCAUACUCUCAAUCUUCGAAGCGUCUAUCAAGAGAAGUGGGUGACUGAUUCUGUUGUCUGACUGUAUAUAAGUGAUUUUCUUUUAUAGUUUUUAAACAAAACACUAUUACUACCCUUAGUAGUAAGAGAAAAGUAGGGAGAAACCAGAAUGAGAGAGGUCGAUUGCUCCAUCUGCUUCUACUCUUUUUCCAUAGAAGCCAAAAAGGCUAUGAGAGAAUUGAUUAAAAACGUUUUACCUAGCCAAUCUCUGAACUGGUAAAAGUAGUGACCAAAGUUUUGAUAGAAUCACAUAUUACUAAUAAAUCAUAAAGUUUUUCGGUUUUGAGGGUUCUGAUGUGUAUUUCUGUAUGUUCUUUCAACCUAAUGCAAAUUUUAGAUGCUUAGAACUUAGAAGUAGCUGUUUGUAUCUG